Molecule: messenger RNA, 318 nt
Organism: Funneliformis mosseae
Lineage: Eukaryota; Fungi; Glomeromycota; Glomeromycetes; Glomerales; Glomeraceae
Source: the annotation of a GenBank genome assembly
AUGCCAGAAUAUGUAGAAAUAUCUAAUUGGAAAACUUCAUUUGAUGAUAAUAAAACAGUAGAAGAUACUCAUAUUUAUGAAUUAUUGUAUUCACUUUUAAAGCUAUUCUUCACUAUUGAGCAAGAGCGUAAUAUUAACUGGGCUAACAAGGUGUCCAUGGCAAGUGCUGAACGAAAAUGUAAUGAAGAAGGCAAUAGUUAUAAGUUAGAUUUCAUAGUCUCUGUAGACAUCAAUGGUGGCAAUGGUAAAUUUGAAAUACUAUAUGGAUUAUUUAAGUCUCCAAUAAAAGCAAAUACCUAUUUAGUGAAUGUAGAUUUG